Psilocybe cubensis is the source of this 4320-nucleotide messenger RNA. RefSeq lists its product as uncharacterized. Gene Ontology annotation, biological process: regulation of transcription by RNA polymerase II. The record is from RefSeq and is a predicted model, not a curated record. The transcript is spliced from 7 exons. Bases 1 to 4320 code for a protein of 1439 amino acids. Gene Ontology annotation, cellular component: Set3 complex. NCBI's taxonomy places the organism in Eukaryota, Fungi, Basidiomycota, Agaricomycetes, Agaricales, Agrocybaceae.
AUGCAAAGGUUGCCAAUCCCCCCUCCGCGCAGAAGAACUCCUUCUCCACCUAUAGGCUUGGCUCGUAGGCCAUACGAUAGUUACGUGCCUACGCGAUCCGAUGUCCCCUUCCGCGAUUCCAUGUCAAACGUCUAUAGGCCAAAUAGUUAUCGUCCUGGGGAUUAUUCUUCUGCAAAUUAUUACAGUCGCUCUCCAAGUCCUGAUGCAUAUGGCCACGCAAACUCGUCUCGAAUAUCUGAGCCUGAACCCUGGGACCGCGGAUCCGGAUGGCGCUCUGUGCCGGAGGCGCAUAAUAUGUGGCCCGAACGAAAAAUUAUUCCGGCAUCUCCUACCAAUAUCACAGGAAGGCCACUUAGAGAUGAGUCCACUAGACUCUUUGAACCCUCUGAUUCUUGGAAGCAAUCUCACAACGAGCGUUCUUCGCGAAGUCACCCUUCGCCACCAUCUGAUCGGUAUUUUGACCGUCGAAAUAGGAAUAGUAUGGAUGUUUCUCCUGAAAGGUCUAUGAGAAACGACAGGUCCGCUCCAUUUAUCUCUGGUGGUGACCGAUAUAGGCCUGUUCCUAAUAAGCGAGAGACCUUUCCUCCUGGGCGUUCUGAUUAUGAUUCUUACCGCCCAACAUAUGAAAAGUACGAUGGCUGGACUCCUCCUUUCCGUCGAGAGCCUAUAAGUCCUGUGGGAAGCCAUAAUCGAAGGGACUCUGGUUCUGUGCAUGCUCGAUCUUCUGACCGUUAUGACUCGCCCUUUUCAAGUCGUGCUGUAUCUCGAAGGACCUCACCUUCUCCGCGAACUGUUAUUUCCCCAACUCCCCCUCCUCAUUCGAACCCCAAUAGCAUUCCUCUGGAAGUAGAUACCGAGCCUUGGACUCCACAUCUUCAACCACCUGUGAGAGGUGAAGUUCCGACAAGAGCCCCUUCACGCUCUUCAAUUGCUUCUACGCAGGUUUCAGAUCACAGAAGUUCGCCAGCUCCUGUUGUUACUCCCCCGAUCAUUGCUGCUCAGACGUCAUUUGGAUCAGAAACUUCGAAAAACAGACCGCCUUUUGUGGGUGAGAAAAUCUUAGGCAUACAAGCCGAAGCGAAACCUGAUCCGAAGGGCCCUCAGAAUGCUAUUUCUGAGCCAUCUCGGGUACCUCCUACCGCCGAAGCAAAGCCGGUACCAAGGCUUGUGUCUCCUACUGUACAGAAAUCUACAGCGAGUGUGCCUACAAUACCGCAAUCAAAUGACGUUACUACGAUCAAACCCAGUUUGAGUAUUACACAUUCACCUAGGCAGGAACCGACUACGAUCACGGCGAGGAUCGUCGAGAAGGAUGCUGUCACCCCUGCAAAUCAUCCAAAGCCUGUGACAAAUGGUGUUACUGCUCCUUCUCACAUCGCCUCACCAUCACCUCCUCAUGCCGUCGAGAAAACACCACCCGCUGUUUCCGUCCCUCUUAGUCCUGUCAUUCCAGAAGCGCUUCAUUCCCCUACAACCGACUUUCCGGACAUCGAGCAACCUGAACCUUCAUACAUACAUAGUCCAGUUUUGAGUCCUCUCAUCAGCCCUGCAGACAUCCAUAUUCCAUCGCCGAUACAUUCCCCGAUUCUCUCAGAGCCUGCAGCUAUCGAAGGGCCUCAUUCUCCAGUGAUUCAAAAAAUAAUUCCAAGGCCUGAUGAAAUUCCCCCAAUCACUGAAGCUAAAUCCAAGGAGGAGGCGUUCCGUAUUGUGGUCAUGACACGUUUGCUCCUUGACCACCAGACGAGAGAAGAACGAGUUGCGCCUGUGCUCGCUGCCAAUCUGGCGAUUGCGAACCCUCCGGAAGCGCAUCCUGUAGCUACUCCUGAAUCACUGCUUGAAUGGGCGAACAAUGGACAAAUGCGUCAAGAUCAAUUAAAGUCCUUUGUUCUCACAAGGCCGCGUCUGGUACAAUACUUGCAGCAGAGGAAUUCUGUAGUUGAGGACAAGAUCACGCGUUUGAAAUCCAAGUACGUUGAACUGCAGGAAAGCUGGCUCGCCCACUGUCAUGCGUUGAAUGAGCAACAGAAGACAUUGGCGUCAGAGCAUGAGAGUCAGCACGGCGGGCGGACGACGCGUCGGUCCACAGCUGAUGCUGUGCGUUCUGAUUUUGAGAUGGAGCAGAUCAUUGCUAGUCUGGGUGUGGAUGAGGCAACUGACCCAACCCAUCUGUCGAUGCGGAACGUGGCGACAAUACCGGAUAUGAUUUCGGUCACUCAGGGUAAAGUAGACUAUCUUUUCGACGACUCAUCGCACUUGGUAGAGAACCCAAGCGAGUACUAUGCGCCUCAUACUGGGAUCCACGACUGGACAGAUGAAGAAAAGCAGAUUUUCUUGGACAAGUUUGCGGCGCAUCCCAAGCAGUUUGGGAUUAUCGCCGACUACAUCCCCAACAAGACCGCCGCGCAAUGUGUUGAUUUUUAUUACCUUCACAAGAAGCAAAAGAUCGACUUUCGCAAGGUCGUUUCGUUGUUCGCGCCGAACAAGAGAAAGCGAAGAGGGAUGGGCAGGAAAAAGGGAAAUGGACUUUUGGUGGAUAUUGCAAAGCACGACAUGGAGGUCAACCGUGGAAAUGUGGCGGCUGCAGUCGCGGCUGCGACGCCUUCCGUUUCUACACGUGCUCCGAGAGGAAGGAGGCCUGCCGUCCAGCCCACCGAAGGAAGAAAAUCGACUCGACGGAGUGCCGUUCAAUUCGAGGAUACGCCUACGAGUACACCGACCCCUGAACCAGAAUCCAGGACCAGAAGACGAAGGGGCGCGAAUGCUGCAUCGAGUACGAGCGCUAGCGCGCCCACAUCGGCAAUUGCCUCUAAUGUAUCGACCAUACCGGUUCCAACACCUGCGUCAACCGCCGCGCCCACACCUCGAUCUGUGACACCUGUUCAGGAAUCGCCACCGAAACCCGCGACACCUCCUGCUGCACCACCCCCAAAACCUGCAACUCCUCCGCCACCAUCACCACCACCACCUGCUGCGUCCCCAAAGCCUAUCGCGGUGCCUGUCCCGGAACCUCCUCCACCUCCUCCAAUUGUUACAGAACCCAUUAUUCAGCCUUCGCGACAUUUCCAUCCACCACCACCGCCACCACUGCCUGUUGAACGCGAAGCGGAUUCACGUCCGACCAAACGUGUUAAACGUACCAGGAAGAUCAAGUCUGCAGCCACUGUAUCUGAUGAUCUAUCUUCACCUACCCUCGACGUGGAUAAGGAGCUGCCUCCAACGGGGACUGAGGGCGAUUCUUUCCGUAAAAAAGAUAAAGUUGCAGCUCCGAACCAGUGGUCGGAGGAAGAUAAAAAUCAAUUCCUCUCUCUCUUGGCACAAUAUGGUGAUGAUUUCAAGCGCAUCGCAGCUUCAAUGCCGAAUAAGACGACGAUUCAAGUCAGCAACUAUUACAAGAUCAAUGCAGUAGCAUUAGACCUUCAAAAGGUCGCUGCUAGAGCGCCCAAACGAUCACCCACACCCGAACAUCAUGAAGUGUGGAAAGAACUUCCCCAUUAUCCCGGUUCGGGUGUCAUUCAUCAUGUUACGACGAUGAAGCCGGUUUCAUCUAGCGUUCUGUUGUCGGCCACACCUCCAAUGUCAUCUUUGUCGGGUGAUCCUAACCGAAGCAGCUCUUCUAGCUAUGCGCGAGAUCCUGCGCGUCCGGGUUCGCCUCCUAGGAGUGCGUACCCUGCUAUGUCUUCGGCGCAUCCGUAUUCGGAUGCCCACCGUACUGCCUAUCCUGGGCCAACUGCAACUACAUAUCCAUACCCAACAGACCACCGAGGUGUGUAUAUAUCCAGUAGGCCUCCGGACAGUACCUUCCGAGGCACCUCUAGCACUUCUUCGCCUACUCUUUCACGGUCGCCAUAUACAACGACCUACCCAGCAUCGACAUCUUCGGCAUCUACUACGGUUACCACCAGUAGACCAGGAUAUCCGGCAACGACGUCUGUUGGACCAGCCCCACCGUCUAUUAUACAUUCACCGACUGGUAUGAGCCCGCCAAAGCCGUUACCAGUACAGCCUAUGCAGUCAUAUCCCGCGCAUCAAAGCGAUCCAGCGCAUCGUGCGCCGUAUCUGACCUAUCCGCAGCCGACUCAUACGAGUGGGUAUUGGACGACGCAGCCAUAUUAUUUGGACCCUCGGGCGUCAGGCGCUGCGGAUGCGAGUGGGAGGAGGGAACAUCCGUAUGCAAUGUAUCCGGCGAUGAGCGGACCUCCUGCGUCGGGAUCGAGGCCGCCCCACGGGUACCCAAUGACAACGCCACCCGGACAACCGCCUGCCCCUGGAGGCAGGACUGCGUAUUAUUAUCCUGGUACAGGAUGGACAUCAUCAGGAUGA